Messenger RNA from Megalops cyprinoides (Indo-Pacific tarpon), 1317 nucleotides. It is a transcript of the gene dnal1, whose product is annotated as dynein, axonemal, light chain 1. The transcript is spliced from 8 exons. Bases 117 to 698 code for a protein of 193 amino acids. Lineage: Eukaryota; Metazoa; Chordata; Actinopteri; Elopiformes; Megalopidae. Gene Ontology annotation, molecular function: protein kinase binding. The record is from RefSeq and is a predicted model, not a curated record. Gene Ontology annotation, cellular component: cytoplasm.
GCAUAUGUCCUCACCUAAACCGCCGAAGCACUGUCUGUGGCCGAACGUAAGUGGACGCAUGAACGUACACGCAUGCGUCAAAGACUGUCCGUGUCAUAGCAACGGGGGAGGACAACAUGGCAAAAGCAACAACUAUAAAAGAAGCUCUGGUGAAAUGGGAGGAGAAGGCCGGAGAGAAAGCGGGGGAAGCAAAAGCGGUGAAGCUGUAUGCUCAGAUCCCUCCCAUCGAGAAGAUGGACGCCUCUCUCUCCACCCUCAUCAACUGCGAGAGGUUGUCACUGUCCACAAACUGCAUUGAGAAAAUUGCCAACCUCAACGGUCUAAAAAAUCUGAGGAUACUGUCAUUGGGACGUAAUAACAUUAAGAAUCUCAAUGGACUGGAAGCAGUAGGUGAUACACUGGAGGAAUUGUGGAUCUCAUAUAAUCUGAUUGAGAAGCUGAAGGGCAUUCACGUCAUGAAGAAGCUCAAAGUCCUCUACAUGUCCAACAACCUCGUCAAGGAGUGGGUUGAGUUCCAGAAGCUGGCAGACCUCCCUGCGCUGGUGGACCUGGUGUUUGUGGGAAACCCGUUGGAAGAGAAGUACUCGGCUGAGGGGAACUGGAUCGAGGAGGCAACCAAGAGACUUCCCAAGCUGAAGAAGUUAGAUGGAAACCCGGUGAUCAAACACGACGAGGAGGAAGGAGAAGGAGAAAGUUAGCACAUCACGUCUUACCUUUGAUCAAUGUUUACAAAAAUACCUUUUUAUGUAUAUAUUGAAGUGGGUCUAGCACCAGCAGAUUCUGAUAACACUAGUGUAGUUUUUUAGAUGGCAACCGUAUAAGCUCAACUGUCUGGCCCAGAGGCCUGAAGUAAUUUAACACUCAAAACGUGGAGGUCUUCCUUCAACUGAGAAUCACGGAGCGGGUCAUGAUGAAGUUUGUAUAUUUGAAGGCCAGAGUCAGAAAUCAGUGAAGAUAUGAAGAUGUGUUACAUCCAAUUCACACAAGCAUAUUAAUGUAUAAGGCAUGUUAAAAAAUGUGUUUCUGUGUAAUAUUGUGGUAAAUCUAAUUUUCAGAAUGUUUGUGAAGUAUUAAUAGGAGCAUGCAAAAUUAAUCAAAAUGCACUUUGACCCCUAAACAUGUUUAAAAUGUCAUCACUGUACAAUCAGCAUGUACUCAUAUACUGUACAGUGUAAUUUUAGUUCUAUUUUGAAAGCCUGGGUACAUUUCUUGUGACUGUUUGGAGUGAUGUCAUGGGAUCAGAGCUUCCUUUUCCAAUAGUUAAAACCAGAAAACAAAAUGUCCUAGUCUGUACACAUUUUUUUCAAUUCAGCCAUA